Molecule: messenger RNA, 6659 nt
Organism: Electrophorus electricus (electric eel)
Lineage: Eukaryota; Metazoa; Chordata; Actinopteri; Gymnotiformes; Gymnotidae
Gene: slc9a3.1
Product: solute carrier family 9 member A3, tandem duplicate 1
Biological process (GO): sodium ion import across plasma membrane; potassium ion transmembrane transport; regulation of intracellular pH
Cellular component (GO): apical plasma membrane; plasma membrane; brush border membrane
Molecular function (GO): potassium:proton antiporter activity; sodium:proton antiporter activity
Source: RefSeq, a predicted model, not a curated record
GAGAGAGUGACAUAGAAAGAGAGAGGGUGUAAUUAAAAAGAAAUGGUAGGGUGAGAGUAAUCUGAAGUUUGCCUGGGUGAGAGAGACUUACUAGGUCAUACAGGACAAGCAAAUGGUGGUAGGACACAAGUGACAGAAAGUAAGAGACGGGACGGAGGACCAAGGAGACUACAACAAUUAAAACAAGCCUUUAACCUUCCACACAUGGCGCCUUACUCCCAGCUCAGCUUUCUCCUCACCGUACUGUUGAUCUUUGGGGCAUUAUGCGUGACCAGCAAAGUACAGAUUCAGAGCAGCAGUGAAAGACAGUCAGCCUCCAGCAACACAGGAUCGACUGGUGAGAGCACCAGCAACUCUUCUGCGUCCAUCACGACGGUACCCAUCGUCACUUGGAAGUGGCAUCAUGUGGAAACGCCAUACCUGGUGGCCUUAUGGAUCCUGGUCUGCUGGCUUUGUAAACUGAUGGCCCAGCUGAAUUCCAAGCUCAAGAGCUUCUUCCCUGAGAGCGCCCUCCUCAUAAUAAGUGGUUUUAUACUGGGAGGGAUCGUCUGGGGUGCGGAUAAGGCGCAGACGUUCAAGCUUGUGCCGAGGAAUUUCUUCUACUUCCUGCUUCCGCAGAUCAUCCUGGACACAGGCUACUUUAUGCCAAACAAGCUUUUCUUCAGCAACCUGGGCGCCAUCCUGGUGCAUGCUGUGAUUGGGACGUGCUGGAACGCAGCCGCAGUGGGCAUUUCGCUUUGGGGCUGCUAUUUAGGAGGAGCGAUGGGUAACCUGCAGAUAGGGCUGCUGCAGUUCCUGCUGUUUGGCAGCCUGCUUGCAGCCGUAGACCCCGUGGCUGUGAUUGCUGUGUUUGAGGAGGUGCACGUGAAUGAAGUACUCUUCAUCUGGGUGUUUGGAGAGUCGCUGCUCAACGAUGGAGUCACGGUGGUACUCUACAACGUUUUUGAUGCCUUCGUGUCUUUAGGAGGGGAAAAAAUCAAUGCAGGAGAAAUCAUAAAAGGCAUAGUCUCAUUUUUUGUAGUUGCAUUUGGAGGUUCAUUGAUAGGUGUUGUGUUUGCCAUCCUGAUCUCGCUGUUGACCAAGUACACAGGGAAAGUGCAAAUCAUUGAGGCGGGUUUCAUCUUCGUACUGGGCUAUCUGUCCUACCUCACUGCCGAGAUGCUUUCUCUCUCUGCCAUCCUUUCAGUCACUUUCUGCGGUGUCUGCUGUCAGAAAUAUGUGAAUGCAAACAUGGAUGAAAAAUCCGUCACUGCUGUGCGCUAUGCUAUGAAGGUGUUUGCGAAUGGCUCAGAGACCAUGAUCUUUGUCUUCCUGGGUGUCACAGCCAUUGAUACUGACAUCUGGGUGUGGAAUACUGGCUUCAUACUGCUCACACUACUGUUUGUUCUAGUCUACAGGUUCAUGGGGGUCUUUUUCCUUACUUGGAUCCUGAACCGGUACAGACUGGUUCCUAUCGAGCUCAUUGAUCAGAUAGUGAUGAGUUUUGGUGGUUUGCGAGGGGCGGUGGCGUAUGGUCUGGCAGCCUCAUUAGAUGAGACCAGGAUCAAGGAGAAGAACCUGAUGAUCACCACCACGCUCAUUGUGGUGUACUUUACAGUCAUACUCCAGGGUCUCACAAUGAAGCCCCUUGUCAAAUGGCUAAAAGUGAAAAGGGUAUCUCCAACUGAACUGAAACUGAUUGAGAAAGUGAAUAACAGGGCAUUUGAGCACAUUUUGGCAGCAAUGGAAGACAUUUCAGGACGAAUAGGGGACAACUGGUGGACCAGAGGCUGGAAGCGCUUUGAAGACACAUACAUCACCUGGUUUUUGAUGAAGCCAGAAGCCAGAAAGAACAGAGACUACCUUUUCAGCAUCUUCCACAAACUGAACUUAGAGGAUGCCAUUAAUUAUGUUACUGAGGCAGAAAAACGUGGAUCUCUGGCAUUCCUGAAUCAGACCGAUGGCACUAUUGUCAAUUUUGAGAAGAAACUGAGAUUUUCUGGAGUGAUGCCUGACAUCAUGUCUGAGCUAGACUUUGGCAACAACAAUGUUCAGCCAACCUCUGUCAUACAGGACACUGUUCCUUCAGUGUCUCUGAACAUUCAUGAACAUGAGAUGAAGAGAAUGAAUGAAGACUUCAAUGCUCACCACCUACUGCAGCAACAUCUUUAUAGGAGCAGGAAAAAUCACCGUCACAAGUACAGCCGAAGUAACUUCAGCAUCAACCAGAGCGAGGACGAGGUGCAGGAGAUCUUCCAGAGGACCAUGAGGAGCCGGCUGGAGUCUUUCAAAUCAGCCAAGAUGGGUGUUACCCCUGCCAAGAAAAUCACAAAGCAUCCAAAGAAAGACCCAAACCAUAAAAUGUCUAAUGGCAAGACAACAGAUAAAAGCAAAAAGCAUCCAUAUGGAGAUGAAGAUUUUGAGUUUUCAGAAGCAGACAGUGCAUACAGUGGUGAUGGUGGGGCUACAGGUGGCAGUUCUCAAAGGAGAGGCACGUAUACAAUGGGAGCAGGUGUAGAGAACCCAGCAUUCAUGCCAGAAAUGGACACCCCUCCUCCUCCCUGGGUAACAGAAGCAGAGGCUGAUACAAGCGUGGCGCCGUCCCAGGGAGCGCAAAGGUACCUCCCCUGGAGCCCCAGAAAUCUCCAUCGCUUAGCACCCUUGAGGAUCAGUGACCGCUCCACAGACUCCUUUCUGAUGGCUGAUGCUCCUGCCACUGAGGAGUCAUCCGAAGAGUCUCCUCAGCAACCGUCCCAAAGGGAUGGUACGCACAUGUAGCAUCCAUGCUUUCAACAUACUCUCAUAGUACUGAAGCUUUAUUAUAUACCAUUAACUACCAAAGCAUCUGAUCAGGUUUGCUAGUUCAGAGAUUCAUAACUGCCUUUUAAGCAUAUAAAAUAUUACCAUGGAAGUUUAAAUUUUCAGGUUUUUUUUUUUUUAUUGUUUUUUUUUACCAUCUCGUGAAAUUAUUUUUAAUAGCACUUUAUCACAGUUAUAGCAGGCCAGAGAAUAAUUCAUAAUGACAGUCAAGUUACCCUAAGCACUAUAAACAGCAAUGUUACCCUGACAUUCACAUUAUCUUGAGCACUACUGCAGUCAUAUUACCCUGACAGUCACGUUACCCUGAGCACUCCUGCAGUUUUGCUGGGAUAGCUACAGGUUGCUGCUGCACAUUUUACUGUGAACCUCUAAAUCCCUAAAACAAUCCUUCAACAAUCCAGCAAAUGUUGAAAAUGUUAUUUUUCAUGAUACUGUAUUUUUCCAUAGUGUCUGCUGUAGAUUCAGCUGCAGAUCAUAUGCCUAUAGUUAGUUACCCUGUACUAAAUAUAUAUUUCAUUUGUGCAUGGCGAUAUCAGAUCUACAUGUAAGUGAAAAAUCAUGCCCACACCAAAGUCCUUUUACUUGAACACACUAUAAAAAAUAUUGAUAAAACAUUAUAUUAACAUAACACAAUAAACAGGAUUUUAAUCAUUAACUUAGUUUGUUAAUGGCUGUUCAUAAUUAUAUAAACAUUUUGGACACAUCAAUAAAUGCUGAAAUUUGAAUAAUUUACUUAUACAUUAUUACUUUAUCUUUCAGUAGCCUGCAUAGAAGAUGAGUCCAAUACUUUUUGGUGGGCUAUUGGUGCCACUCAGAUGCUCAAAUCAUCAGGUUCAUUGGGCAGAAGUGGAGGUGAACUCAGGUUGAUUGAAAAAGGUUUAAUGAAACCAAUUGCAGGGUAAUCCAAAACCAAAGUCAAUAAACAGGCAAAGUUCAGUACCAGUAGAGACAAAUGACUAGGUAGGCUUAACCGAAAAGUGACAGAUGAACUAACCUGGCAUAGAUCCAAAAGACAAAGAGGUAAAUACAAAGAACAAUGGCUUGGAAACGUUAGACAAAUGGAGAGCGAGACUUCCCAAAGAUAGUCUAAAACAGGUGGGUUUAAAUACACAGACAUUAGGGAAAACUAGACACAGAUUAACUUAAUAAACAGUGGAUUGGGAACGAACAGGGGGACUAUGGGCAAUGUAGUCCAUUGAAGGCAGUCUGCAGGCUUCAGACCUGACCACUCCUCUGUACCGUAACCUUCCCUAUGCAUAUGGUACUGAUCUCACCACCAGGAUGCCUAGAGUCCAGUAUCUUGUGUACAGUUUAAGAUGGGGAGCUGUCAGUCACCAGGGGAGCCUCCUUAGCACCCAGAUUGCACAGUGAACCUGCAACAUUCAUCUUAAGGAGAGACAUAUGGAAGGAAGGAGAGGCAUGGCAUGUAUCUGGCAGCUUUGACCUGUAAAUGCUGUCAUUGGUAUGUUUCUCUACCAGGAAGAGGUCUAGGUAAUGAGGCUUCAUCUUACCACUCCCCCUGAGGUGAGGGUCCCAAGUGCACAGCCAAAACUGAUCCCCUGGGCAGUGGGACCACAACCAUGCCUACGACUAGCAUACAGCUUCAGUCAGCUGAUGGCCAUCCCCAGAUGCUGGUUCACCCAAACGUGCUUGCUCAUCUUCAUCCAUGAAUCCACAGCCAGAGUGGAGGUAGCCAUGGGAUUGCAUGGAACAAAGGGUGGCUGGAAACUUCACCCACUGGAAAGGAGUUAGGCCAGUGUCAGCGUGCACUAGGGAAUUUUGUGCCAUUUCAGCCCAAGUGGGGUUUGCCCACUCAAACUGACUCUGGGGAUGGUAACCUAAAGGUCAGGCUAAUGUUCACACCCAAUCUCUCCAUGAAGGACUCCAAUACUUGGGAAGUAACCUGAGGUCCUCUCUCGGACAGGAUGUCUUCAGGUAUGCCUUAAAACCUGAAAAACUGUUUGAAUAAGACCACCACAGUUUCAAAAGCUGAUGUGGGACCAGGGUCUUUCUGGUAUUGGUAGGAGAACAUGUUUACUGGCUGGCAGUGUGUGAGGAGUCUUGACUGAGCAUAGUCUAAGAAGGAAGCUACAAAAGUAUACAUGUCCUUUACCACAGACUCCCACCAUUGGCAAGAUUUGACUUUACCUGUGUGACGUUAGGAGAGCGUGGAUUAUGCCCAGGUAACGUCUGUCAUGAACGGUCGCCAGCACGUACAAUCUGCCCUUGGGACAGGAGGCAGGAAUCUGCAUUAUGUAGCUCUCUCUUUAGUUCCUCAUAAAAGUCUCACUGAAUGGAGCAGCAAUAGCACUGAAGCACUAGCAAAAGUUUGCAAAUUCCAGAAUCCUCUGUAGGUCCUCGGGAGUUGUGGCACUGGACAAGUAAGCACUGCAUCAACCAUUUUAUUCUCCACAGUGACAUCCAUGGAGCUGAUGACAUAUCCUAAAAAGUAUGCACAUUUCUCCGCUUUUACAUACAUGUCUUCUGCGGAACCCUUUGUAGAAUGGCGCUCACAUGACUUGCGUGCUCAGACAACACGUAACCGGGAGUGGGAGAAUAAAUCAGAAUGUCAUCCAUGUAGGCCACAGCAAACCUCCCCAUGUCCUGAAGGAUGUCGAUUAUAAUGGCCUGGAAAACGGAAGGUGUGGGAGGAGUGGGGGUUGGCAGGCCAGAUGGCAUAACCUGGUUAAUAAUAGUGUGCAGACACAGUAAUACAAGCAAUAUUCCACUCAUCCCCCUUCUUUAACCAUGCAGAGCCCACCAUCGUUCUUGGUGAUAAAAUGGAAACCACCAGCAGCAGGGCACUUGAAAUGCCUGCCAUAACCCUGUAAUAACCCUGACAUAACUUCGAGCUAAGCCACACAGUCCUCCUUAGCCUUGUUUUAAGUGAUAGAGAGGGGGUAAGAGCAUGUCCUCAGAGGCACAGCACCCUCCACCAGGACAAUAGCACAGUCAUAGGGACAGAGGGGCGGUAGUACUGCGAUCUUCACCUUGCUAAAAACCUCAGCCAAACCUUAGUCCAUAUAAUCUUCAGGUAUUGUAAAGCUGUCUGCAGAUUCUGGGCUUUUUCACAGAAGAAAUGGAGGCUGAACUAAGCAGGAACCACAAUAACAACUUUUCAAGCAGAAACUGGACUAGAGUAAAAUAUCUGGUUUGUCAUAGGAGAUUUGGGGGCCAUGUUCCUGUAACCAUGGGCAGCCUAAAACUAUGGGGUGAUGAGCCAUGGUGACCAUAAAACAAUUAAAUUCUGGUGACUAAAAACAAGGAAGUUCUCCACACGCGUGGCACUGCAUCUGAAAUUAUGGAGAGGUAAGAAGGGUGACCUGAUGGAGAACUGGUAACAUGGGGACCAUGGAGAUGUUGAUGCUCUUCAAAAGAAAAGAAAUGGCGUAAUGAAGUUGCCCGCAGUUUCAGAGUCAAUCAUUGUUGGAACAAUUGUGGAACAGUGUCAUCCCCUUCCUCUCUUGAAGGAGGUGGUCCAAACAAAUAGAGUGUGACAUGAGCUUUUCCAAAGUAUGAGAAUGAUCUCAACAAGUGAGUUCGGUAAACAAUUCAGGACAACUUGAGCCCUGCUGAUAUGCAACUAAAGCAGCAUCAUACAAGCCACCGCUUGAAUGGUUUGCCUUGACAGUUUCUCAACCUCAAUUUUACAAUGAACCGAGGCACAGGUGGUGUUGACCCAGUAACUGGCCCUGGGCUACAAGGGUGUCUGGUACUGAACUAGAUCCCAUCGACUCCCUAAGGUGGCGACAUCUUCUGUCAGGUUUGUUGGGCAGAAGUGGAGGCGAACACAGGAUGAAUGAAACGGGUUUAAUCAAUCGGAUCACAAUAAAAAAAAAACCCCCAAAAACAAACAAACA